Molecule: messenger RNA, 1833 nt
Organism: Dreissena polymorpha
Lineage: Eukaryota; Metazoa; Mollusca; Bivalvia; Myida; Dreissenidae
Product: heat shock 70 kDa protein 12B-like
Exons: 9
Coding region: 1-1833 (610 amino acids)
Molecular function (GO): ATP-dependent protein folding chaperone; ATP binding
Source: RefSeq, a predicted model, not a curated record
AUGUUACGCGCAGGCCUUCAAUGGGUGAAUGGCUAUAUGCAUUGGCUUGCAGGGAGAAAAGCCACGAAAAAUAGCGGGAUAGUACAGACCACUAGCAAUAGCCCGAUAGUACAGUCCAAUAGCAAUAGCCUGUUAGUGGCUGCCAUCGAUUUUGGAACGACGUACUCCGGAUGGGCAUUUUCAUUCAAAAAUGACUUCAAAUCUGAUCCAACCAAAAUAUGUGUUAAGAAAUGGCAUGAAGGCGUACUUACUUCUCUAAAAUGUCCAACGUGCGUGUUAAUCCAAUCGGAUGGGGAAACAUUGGACACGUUUGGAUUUGAUGCAGAGACAAAAUACAGCGAGCUAUGUGAGACUGGUGAACAUAAAAAGUGGUACUACUUUCAUAGAUUUAAAAUGAUGCUUUGGAACAAGCGUAUUCAUGAAUAUACAAUGCUUGAUGACGAAUCUGGAAAAAGCCUUCCAGCUCGAACAGUGUUCUCCUUGUCAAUUAGGUUCAUGAUGGAUGACUUGAUUAAGAUGUCUCAACAGCAGGUCAUUGGUCUCGAUGCAGGCGACAUACAUUGGGUACUCACUGUUCCUGCUAUAUGGGACGAUUCAGCAAAACAGUUUAUGAGACUGGCGGCUCAAGAGGCUGGAAUUGCAACGGAGAAGCUGACUAUUGCGUUGGAACCAGAAGUUGCAUCGAUAUAUUGCAGACACCUACCACUUCAAAAAGAAGGAGAUAGCGAUAUUGCAUCAUUCCGCACAGGAACAAAAUAUUUGAUCCUAGAUGCUGGAGGUGGCACAAUAGAUAUCACUGUACAUGAAGUUUGUUUGGGUGGUGAACUGAAAGAAGUGCACAAAGCCACUGGUGGUGCGUGGGGUGGAACGGUCGUGGACCAAGCCUUCAUGGACUUUUUGGGGCAGUUGAUCGGGAAAGAUAAACUAGACAAUUUCAAAAAAGAUCAGAUGGAAGACUAUUUAGACUUAAUGAGAGAUUUUGAAGUAAAGAAAAGAGCCACUGAUUUAACAACUGAUCGGAAAGUAACACUGAGGCUUGCGAUCGAACUUUUAGAAGUAUUAGAGGCGAACAAUAGGCAGAUAAUGACACAAUUUAUGCAGACCUUUAAACACGCGAGUAAAAUCGCUUUGGUUAGCGGAAAACUUCGGUUGAACUUCGAAAUUUUCCGAUCGUUCUUUGUGGACGCAGUUGAUAAUAUCUUGCAACAUCUCUCGUCGUUGCUACUGAAGCCUGAGACAUCAGGCGUGGGGACAAUUCUGAUGGUAGGAGGCUUCUCAGAGUCUCCGUUACUCCAAGAAGCCAUUCAGAACAAGUUCCCCGCAAUGAAAAUCAUCGUUCCACAAGAAGCUGGUCUUGCUGUGCUGAAAGGAGCGGUCAUCUUUGGACAUUGUCCGACCUCCAUUAAAUCACGCGUUUCAAAAUACACGUAUGGUACAGAUUGUACUGUUCCUUUCGAUGAAACCCAUCAUCCAUUAGAAAAGCGGAUACUUUGUGAUAGUGGCUACAGAUGCGAUGAUAUAUUUGAUGUUUUGGUUAGAGCAGGUCAAACACUCGUUGUAGGUGAAAAACAGCAUGCUGCAGAGUAUGAUAAUAGUAGUGUUUAUCAAUCGGGUAUUGAGUUCAAUAUGUUUUACACUGCUAAAACAGAUGUUAAAUUUAUAACCGAUGAUGGUUGUAAGAAAGUUGGUUCGUUCAAUGUCCCAAUAUCUGGCACUGGUUUAGGGCGAUCUGUUAUAGUUCGAGUAAUGUUUGGUGGCACAGAAUUAGAGAUUGAAUGUGAAGAGAAAUCCACCGGUCGCAUAACCAAGGGAAAAAUUAACUUCUUGCAGUAA